AUGACCUCGCCAGACGCCCCGAAUGGCGACGAAUAUCGCACCGCGCGCCCCACAAAGUUCCGGUUCAAAUCGAAGCGCCCACGAGACCAUGAUCGCUCCGACCCCUCCCACCGACACAAGCGUAGAAAGGGUGAAGAUGAUGGACAGCACCGGCACCAUCGCCGCCACCACAGUCGGAAGCACAACCGCUCGACAACCGUGAACGAUGACCCAAGCGCCUAUGAUGACGCCUACACCGCCACAACCCGAUCGGAUCAGUAUAUGGAUCCUGAUGCCGCCUUCCGCGAGUCUCUCUUCGACGCCCUUGCCGAUGAUGAGGGAGCUGCAUACUGGGAAGGAGUCUAUGGCCAGCCUAUCCACACGUACCCCAUCGAACAUCAAACGCCUACAGGGGAGCUGGAGCGCAUGACGGACGAAGAGUACGCCGAGUAUGUCCGACGCAAGAUGUGGGAAAAGUCGCAUCAGCACAUACUCGAAGAGCGCGAGAGACAAGACAAGGAAAGGCAGAAGAGAAAGGCGGAUGAGAAAGCACAGCGCGAGCGGACCAGGUACAUGCAAGAGGAGCAUGACAGUUUCCAAAGAAGUGUGGAAGCAAGCCUGAAGCGAGGCGAAGAACGGAAAGCCAAGAAGAAAUGGAAAGAGGUCUGGGCAAGAUACACCAAGGAAUGGGAGGAUAUUGCAGCUGGCACCGCGGACAAUGGCCUCGCAGUCAAAGAUUUGUUGCCAUGGCCCGUCGAAUCAGGCAAAGUCAAACACGUCUCAAAGGACGAGGUGGAGCACUUUUUCCGAAGUGUACCGCUUGGAGAGGAGGAGCUUGCCACGCAAAUCAAGGCAGAGCGCGUACGCUGGCACCCAGACAAAAUCCAGCACAAAUUCGGAGAGCGUGGCAUUGAUGAGGCCACUAUGAAAGCCGUCACCGCCAUUUUCCAAGUCAUUGACAGGAUAUGGAGUGAGGUGCGCGAGAGGAAGGCAAAAGCAUGA
This is a messenger RNA of Lasiodiplodia theobromae, 981 nucleotides long. RefSeq lists its product as uncharacterized. NCBI's taxonomy places the organism in Eukaryota, Fungi, Ascomycota, Dothideomycetes, Botryosphaeriales, Botryosphaeriaceae. Bases 1 to 981 code for a protein of 326 amino acids. Gene Ontology annotation, biological process: canonical NF-kappaB signal transduction. The transcript has a single exon. The record is from RefSeq and is a predicted model, not a curated record.